Oncorhynchus kisutch (coho salmon) is the source of this 2703-nucleotide messenger RNA. RefSeq lists its product as uncharacterized. The record is from RefSeq and is a predicted model, not a curated record. NCBI's taxonomy places the organism in Eukaryota, Metazoa, Chordata, Actinopteri, Salmoniformes, Salmonidae. Gene Ontology annotation, molecular function: DNA binding. The coding region runs from base 1397 to 2134 and encodes 245 amino acids. The transcript has 8 exons.
GAAACGGCUCUAGUUAAACAAAUAAUUCGAGACCUCCACAGACAAAAGCAAUGGGGCUAUAGAUGUUGAAGCGUCAGAGACGGGUAUUAAAACGAGUGAGAACAAAAUACAAACUUCAUGGCGUUGCUACAUUUGAGUGACAAUCAAUAAAGAACCGAGUUAGGCUACAUGUAUUUACGAUUGAAUGCGCACAUUUAGCUAAACCGAUUCGUGGAUUUACGUUUAUUAUGCUAACUGGAAAAUGCUGUUUUGGUUAGCAGUUAUGUACAUUUUGAAUUAAAUGUCUUGUUUCAAAUAGCCGCCUGUCCCAUUUUGAUAGCCAGGCAUCGGCACACAUUUCAGCAAAUAAACGCCUGUUUCAAAUAAACUCUCCAUCUAAAUUAAUUUACGAGGUUACCAUGUGAUGUGAUAUACUUAAAAAAAAAAAAAUCUGUCAUGUUGCUUGCCAUGGCCCUACCAAGAAGAAAAUACAUCAAAUUCAAGCUAGCAGUUAUUAAAUUCACAGAGCAAAAUUCGGGCGAGGCAACAGCCAGGCAUUUUGGAAUUUAUCCAAAACGAGUGAGAGAAUGGCGAAGUCAAAAAGUCCAACUUCAACGUUUGUCUGAGGUGGAUCAGAAGAGGGGGAGGAAAAAGGUUAGCGAGUAGCUGGAUGGAGGCCAGUCUUUGCACGUCUGAGGCGUAUUCAUUAUGCCAAUUCUGUUGCAAAACGGAACGAAACUGGGCGGGACCUGCUGGAUUUUGUCCAAUAGAAACUCGUUUUAGUUCCAACAAAGGUUCCGUUUAGCAACUGCUGGACUAAUGAUUACACCCCUGAUCUGAUACGGAUUCAUGUUUAUACUGGUGUGAUAGUCGUUAAAAAAUGUAUUGAUCAAAAUAUGUGUACAUUAAGGAAAUAGACACUUGGCUCCAAUAGAGGCCAGUCUCUAAUAAGCGCCGGUUGUGUUGCUUUAUCGUUUGAUGUUAUGGGGUGCAUUCAUUAGUCGCAGACCAUUGCAAAACGUUUCGCAACGAAACCCGUUCUGCGUUAACUCUAGGAAGCAAACGUAAGGAAACGUGAAGUGAUCUACCUUAAAUAGUUUUUCCUUGUAACGUGUUUUCCUUUUGAAGUAAAUGGUUUUCGUUGCGUAACGUAACAGGCCAACACGCCUUUGAUGCGAUGCGAUGAAAUAAAACGUUUUUAUUAGCAGUAUUAUCAAACUUGUAGUUUGCUAAUUUGGCUAGUCCAGCAUAGAUCUGAAGGAAAAGGCUUUGACUGUAGAGAGCAUAGAGCAUAAAUAGGAAGAGAUGCGCUAAAAGUAGCACGGUUUGAAAUAUUUCACCAGAAAGGGUGUUGAUACAUGGUACAUGUCGGCUAUGCAAAGCAGUACUCAAAUACAACAACGGCAGAACUGACAGCAUGUUAAACCACAUCAAAUACAAGCACCCAGCCAUCACAGUGCCAGCUCUAGAUGGUAAAUCAGAAACGACAACCAGGACAUUAAAGUUAAAAAGAGAAGCUGCAAUAAAGGCAGAGAAGAUCAUGUCUAAGAGCACAUACGAAGAAGAGGAAGAUGAGGAGGAGGAUGAGCAUCUCCCCAAGACUGGGAUGUCAAAGCAAGAUCCCAAUACUUCAGAGGUAGCCAUGACAGAAGAUGGGACUGCAGAGCAGUUUGAGUUUCAGUAUGGACUGGAGGGACCAACAUUUAAGAAUGAGAAUGGGGAGUGUUCCAAGAGCCAUCUGUCCAUCAUCAAAGUGGAACAACUGGACCCCCUUCUCCCUGAACAAAACAACUCCAGCUGUGGUUCUGGGUCACCUGGGCCUCCUGGCUCGUCUGGGUUUGGGUCCAGUAUGAGUCCAGCUGCACAGUUCUUCAGGAAGUGCCACCAGGCAGGCUGCACACAGUUCAUCUUCUCUGAGUUUGCCUCCCGCCUCAACACUAUCACUGAGAGGAUUUCAUCCCAGCAGGCCAGCGAAGAAGAUUUCAACCUCACCCUGAAAGUGCUGGAGGCCUCUGGGAUGCUGCCAGAGAUCUUUGCAAAGAGAGACCAAGAAAUGGAGAAGAGACUGAAGGAUCUGCAGAGAGAGACUGAAGCGGUGAGGACUGCCAGGUCUGCCAUGAGAGAUGCCUGUGUCAUGAGCUUCACCCCAUCAUGACGGAUCACUGCUGAAGAUAAAAAGCGGUUUUAUAAGACGUUAUAACUAGGGCCUGGAGUUUUCCCUGACCGGACUAGGAAUGUAUAGGACCUGAAGUUUUCCUGGUCCGAUCAUGUGGACAGGAAAAACCUCACACCCCAGUUUUAGUAGAAUGUAAAUAUUUGAAACCUUUUUAUAUUUGCCAUAUUUUUCUAUCUUUGUGUUCAAACAUUUUAACUCUGAUAUUUGAAAACAGUUUGUUGUACCCUGGCUACUGAGAUGGGUGAUAUAUUAUACUUGAAGUGAGCAAUAGGCGAUAUAAUCUUGUGACAUACAUUGGUUCUGGGUUCCAAGGUUAUUGGCGUUGUAUUGAUAUUAGUAGGUGAUCUUUUGUGUCCAUCUGUGCUAUGUACUUUGUGCUUACUAACCCUUCACAGGUUAAAUAUGUCCUUAUACAGUAUGUGUGAACCAGUAUCUACAUUUAUCGAUGGAUGGGUACUACAUUUACUGUAAGACCAAUUCAUUUGGAAUACACUGUAAUAUAGCAUACUUGAGGAAAGUUGAACGCAUUAAACUUCUUAUGUAAAUGA